UGUAUACUCAAGCUUUAUAACUCCAUGGACAACGCGGUCUUUUGUUAACCAUUAACGAUAGUACAGUUGUGAACACGAGCUGAUUCAGCUAGCUUUUGUUGAAGAAGAAAAGGUUCUUUAAUCUGGUGUUUCCUUGAUUUCCUUGGUUCAUUUUCUUUAUACACAAGGCGAAAUUAUAAUUUGUUCAUCUGUGAGAUGGGUUUGAUUAGGGGUCCGAAUAUGAGAAGUGGAGAUUACCUGGAAGGGAUGCUAAGUGAUUAUGUGGGAGGAAAGGCGAAGCUAAAGGCUCACAAGAGUACUUCAGCGAAACUUGUAACUGCUCUCACAUGCCUUCAAUUUGCGUUUGCAGUGUAUGCAACAUUCCUUUUGUAUUACAUGAGCCCGGCUGUGGAUUUGCGGACCAAACCAGACUUUACAUGGGCGACAAGAAUAGCGAAAAACUGGAGACAGUUCAUCAUCCCGCCACACUUUGUUGGUCACUACCAAGAAGCUGCUAAUUAUCUUGUUCAAGCUGAAAUCGUACCCAUUACUCCAUCAGAAGUUUGUGAGCACGAGAAGAUUGAUUUUUCGCAAAAGAAGUCGAAUGAUGCGCACAUGAUCAAGCUGAAGAGGGAGUUAUAUGAAGAGAUAUUGGAUUUUCAGAUGAAGUCUGUGGGUACCGAGAGUCUAAAAGAGCUCAUGGCAAUGAAAUCUAAGUGGGAUUUGCGCGGUCCAAAUAGACCGAAAGUGACAGUAAUCUUAAACCAUUUCAAGAGAAAAACACUUUGUGCACAACUUGAUUCAUUGCUUCAACAGACGCUUCCGUUUCACCAUGUUUGGGUACUUGCAUUUGGGAGCCCAAAUGAGCUCUCAUUGAAGAGAAUUGUAGAUAGCUAUAACGAUUCAAGAAUCAGCUUCAUUAGUUCAAGCUAUGAUUUUAAGUACUACGGCAGGUUCCAAAUGGCUCUUCAAACUGAAGCUGAUCUUGUAUAUAUUGUCGAUGAUGACAUGAUUCCAGGCAAAAAAAUGCUACAAAUUUUAUCACAUGUAGCAGGGACAGAGAAGUACAAAAAUUCGGUUUUGGGCAGCAUCGGAAGGAUCUUGCCUUUUCGACAAAAGGACUUUACCUUUCCAAGCUAUAGAAAGUUCAGAUCAAAAGAGGCAGGACUUUAUUUGCCUGACCCUGCUUAUGAUAUCACAGUUGAUAAAAUUGUGCAGGUGGAUUUUCUUUCUAGCUCAUGGUUUCUAUCUGCAGAGCUCGUUAAAACUCUUUUCAUCGAGACGCCUUUCACCUUCAUGACCGGAGAAGAUCUUCAUCUCAGCUAUCAGCUGCAGAAGUACAGAGAUGCAGGCUCUUUUGUUCUUCCAGUUGACCCUAAUGACAAAGAAACUUGGGGUGACAGUGAACACAGACUUGCUUAUGUUUCCGAAACCACUGUAAUUUUCAAAGAUAUUGUUCAAGUCCGAGAUGACCAAUGGUGGAAAGCAUUUUCUACUGGUUAUAUAACUCAGUGGGCUGCAAUGCACCCUCAAAAGAUUGAUGCACUCUUCUAUGCUCACUCUGUUGAUGAAGUUCGUGCACUUGCGCCCCUUCUUGAGAAAUUCAGAUCCACUGUUGGCAAGAAGGCGUACAUUGUUGUAUCUGGAGGCAAAUUUUGCCCUUGUGAAGAUGCUGCCUCUGCUCUCAAGUGGCCUAAGUUGGUUUGUAAAGAGCGAAGAUUUAAGAUAUUCGAUUUGGCAGUCGGGGCGCUGUCGGACUUAUCAAAAUCAGAAGUGCCAGUGGUGCAAGCAGUGUACUCUAGUAUGAAGGGAUUGAUCAAAAUUCACAACCCCAGUGUGGUGAUCACAGUUUCUGACAUUGAUUCUCAUGUAAAGAAAGCUUUGAAGAUGGCAACUGAGACUAGUUCAAAUGCCACAACAUUGGUUCUUUUGCCUAGGCCUUCUGUUCCAAAGGUUCUUUGGAUGGCUGAUCUAAGAUCAACCGCACUACCAAAUUGGAACCGGAUGCGGAUUUCUAUUAACAUAAUUACACAAAACCGUGUUCAAUCAUUGACAAGGCUUCUCAAAUCUUUAAGCAAUGCAUACUAUCUUGGGGAUGAGAUCCCAAUCAGCUUCAACAUGGAUAGUAAAGUGGAUGAAGCAACUAUAAGAAUGAUAAGCUCUUUUGAGUGGCCUCAUGGUCCUAAAACACUCAGAAGGAGAAUCAUCCAAGGAGGCCUAAUUCGCGCAGUGAGUGAAAGUUGGUACCCUGCAUCUGAUGACGAUUUCGGUCUCCUUCUUGAAGAUGAUAUCGAAGUUUCUCCUUACUACUACUUGUGGAUCAAAUAUGCUCUCUUGGCCUACCACUAUGACCCUCAAGUUUCAUUUCCAGAGCUCUCAUCCAUCUCUCUUUACACUCCUAAAUUAGUUGAAGUAGUCAAAGAAAGGCCUAAAUGGAACCCAACUGAAUUCUUCAAACACAUUCACCCACACACACCAUAUCUCCACCAGCUACCCUGCAGUUGGGGUGCAGUUUUCUUCCCUAAACAAUGGAGAGAAUUCUAUGUUUAUAUGAACAUGAGGUUCACUGAAAACGCCAAGGAAAACCCGGUUCAAAUCCCAAAAUCUAGAACAAAUGGAUGGCAAGCUUCAUGGAAAAAAUUCCUCAUUGACAUGAUGUACCUUAGAGGCUACGUCAGUCUGUAUCCAAACUUUCCAAACCAAGCAAGCUUUUCGACAAACCAUAUGGAGCCAGGGGCUCAUAUCAGGGCGAAGGACAAUGUUGUUCAGCAUGAUAAGUCUGAUUUCGAGGUGCCACUAUUGAAGGAUGAUUUCAAAACGUUGUUGCCAAACGGAAAGCUCCCGCCUGCAUCGAAAUUGCCAUCGGUAAACUUGUUCAACCAGCCCGUUUCUCUGAAGGGUCUCAAGGCUGCUGGUGCCAAGUUGGGUCAAGAUGUUCUAAGUUGUGACAAUGCCACGGAGAUUGUUGUUGUUGAUCAUCAAACGGGUCUGCCACAUCGCUGUGCAAAAUUCUGAUGAUUAUCAAUUGUGAUUACUGAUUACUAAUUCUUUGUUUCUUUCAGAAAGAUAUAUAGUCUUGUAAUUUUUGUAUUUCCUUUAUUUUGUUGAUUAUGAUUAUUGGAGGGAGGGGAAAUUGAAAUAAUUGUAGCCAAAAGUGGCUCUCAAAUUUGUCAUUUGUCCCCUAAAGAAAGGCAAAUAAAAAAUAUAU
Messenger RNA from Pistacia vera, 3187 nucleotides. RefSeq lists its product as uncharacterized. The transcript has 4 exons. NCBI's taxonomy places the organism in Eukaryota, Viridiplantae, Streptophyta, Magnoliopsida, Sapindales, Anacardiaceae. The record is from RefSeq and is a predicted model, not a curated record. Bases 196 to 2994 code for a protein of 932 amino acids.